Messenger RNA from Aedes albopictus (Asian tiger mosquito), 3487 nucleotides. RefSeq names its product odorant receptor 63a. NCBI's taxonomy places the organism in Eukaryota, Metazoa, Arthropoda, Insecta, Diptera, Culicidae. The coding region runs from base 575 to 1735 and encodes 386 amino acids. The record is from RefSeq and is a predicted model, not a curated record. Gene Ontology annotation, molecular function: olfactory receptor activity; odorant binding. The transcript has 3 exons. Gene Ontology annotation, biological process: sensory perception of smell; detection of chemical stimulus involved in sensory perception of smell. Gene Ontology annotation, cellular component: plasma membrane.
CAUCCGUGGGUCAUUUUUCGAAAAUGUUGAUAAAACAGCUCAUUAUGCCAUUUAAAUGGAAUUGACCCAUAAUUACAGGUGAUCCAUAAUUAUGUUAUGACUGUAUACCAUUCACGAACAAUAAAACUUGACAAUAAACCAUGCACGGAAGUAAAUGUGCACAAUUUGGCACCCUGGCGUUAGCUGCAGCUAAUGGCGCGUUUUACCCCACAUUAAAACUAAAAUGCUGAAAAUCAAACUUUUUUUCAAAUUUCCAUUUUUCAGUAGUAAAACAUAAAACUGGUUGAUGGUUUCUUCCAUUUGGAAGGAAACACGUUGAAGCUUCAUAUUUGUGUCAAAAAAGUGUGUAUUAUGAAGUGUUUCGUGGUUAAAAUUGAACUCUUCCUUAACGUGGGCGUCUUACCCCCAGUCCUCCUAAUUACGCACACACAACGCAAAGCGUACAAUUAGGAACUGCAGUGACAGCAUAACAACCGGUUAGAAUUCCUCGUCAAGGAUACUAAGCGGUAUCGUGUGUCACUUCACGAGUUUAAAAGCCCAUUCAACACCGUUAUCCACUCCAUCAGUAGCCAAGAUGUUCCUCAAGAAGACAGCUCAAUCGGAAGCACUCCAAGUGGGCCUCCAAUUGUUAACCUGGAUCGGUUUGCAAGGCACUAAUCGAAAACGCAUUUGGCGGUACUAUUUCAUCGUUGGUUGGCUGCUAGGGAAUGUAAUUCUCCCGAAAGCUCUACUAGGUUCUGGCGACGAAGGAUUCGAUUCCCUGGUCCGGAGCCUCGCUGAGAUGGCCUUUUUCAGCGAUGUGUGUAUCGCCGUUGGAAUAUUCGUGACUCGCCUGCGACAUUUCGAACGGAUGGUUCAGAUUCUGAAGGAGAUCUUUGACCGAUACGAAACCAAAGAAUGCGUCGAAGAGAUUCGUAGGUUCAAUCGUCGAAUGGACAUUUUCGCGAAAUCUUACAUAGCAUACAUUGGCAUGUUGGUGUUUUUGUUUUUUAUUCCAUCGAUUGUCUGGAACUUGUAUAUGACGAUUUUUGUUUCACCGGCACAUAGAAGUAGUUACGUUUUGCUGAUGGAAGUGCAGUAUUUCUACUUGGACAUCCGACACAAUUUCGUCCACUACCUGUUGUAUUUCGUACUCUGUGGUGCAGCGACAUUGUGUUCAGCUUACCAAAGUUGCAUCAAGGGCACAAUUUUCCUGACGGCACUUCAGUACGGAGCUAAGCUGUUCGAACUACUGCACUUGAGGAUUAGCCGUCUUGAUGAAGUGGAGGCCGGCGAUAGACGCCGUGAAGAGCUACGGCGGAUCAUUGAGCUGCACAACAUGACUCUGAAGUAUACGGAACUGUUAGAGGAAACAAUCACCUUCAUUAUGAUCAACCAGGUGCUGAACUGUAUGGCCAUUUGGUGCAUGUUCAUGGUGUAUCUCUCAUCGAACUAUGGACCGAAUGGCUUCAACGUGGCGGUCUUGUUUGUGGUCUUCAUUGUUGAAAUGGUAGUCUACUGCGUCAGCGGAACCCAUCUAAGUGAAAACGCUUUUAAGGUGGGCAGUGCCAUCUACCAUUACCCGUGGUACCUGGAGCCUGCCGAUAUGCAACGUGACCUUCGCUUUAUGAUACAACGAGCGCAGAGGCCGUGCGGGAUUACCGCGGCCAAGUUUUACUUUGUGAACAUCGAACGGUUGGGAAUAUUAGUUCAGGCUUCGUACUCGUACUAUUUGUUACUGAAAAAUGGCUUCUAAGAAAACAUGAGGCAUUGUUGCAGUUUAUACUGAGGCAGCAUCCAUUUAUUGCAUAACGCUAAAAUCGAGAUUUUUUUAACAAACCCCCUCCCCCCUCCGUAACGCAUUUUGUAUGAAAAUCCUAAAACUUUUGUAUGGGCCGUAGCGUUACGUAAUUUGUGGAUGGUGUCUAAUGACUUAGUCGGAAAUAGUAACCAAGUGGCUAAAGAUUGACUAUCAGACUAAUGGUUAGAAUGGCACAGAUCAAAUUCCCAAAACGGAAGCUAAGUGAACAUGUUAAACUUCUAAGUGUUAUGCCUCGUGCAUAUAGGAUGGUCAAAAAUUUGUAACUACUAACUUCAGAAUGUCCUGUGAAACUUCUAGAAAACUUUUAAUGGAAAUCGCUGAUGGAUUUUGCCUGACAAAAAAAAGUGUUUGCAAAACUUUUGAAGUUUCUUAGUUCUCCCCGAAUUUCUUUUUCAAUGACUUCAAGAAAUCUAUGCAUUUUGUCCAGGAGUUCACCAUAAAUUACAUGCUAUUUGCAGAACGAAAAUAUUUCAAAAACUCAAUCGUAUUAGUCCAAUUUAUUUUUCGAAUGUUUCCGAAAAAAAUAACAAGAAUUUUCCUGUAAUUCAACGAAGAAUUACGUGGAAAAUUCUUGCAAAAUGUUUCUAGAAUUUCCGACAGAAAUAAACACGAAUAUUCUGCAGGAACUUUUUGGUUCAACAUUCUACAAAGUUUUUGAGUUCCUCCAAUGUUCAAGCUUAGAUUUGGAGGAGCUUUGAAAGUUGUUUGGAAUAUAGGCGCCUACAAUAAAACCAAAGGGUUUUAUCAUUUAACACUUACAGCGCCACCUAGCGGCAGAAAUCGAAAUCCUAGAGUUUCAGCAAUCUUUCCCAAUGCUAAUUUUCAAAAACGGUAGAAAAUCUAAAAUAAGUAACUAUCGUGGGGUUGCCAUUAUUAUCAAGUAUUCCAAAGCUUUUUGAGUCCAUAAUUAAUAGCAAUUUAUUUUCUCAGGUCAAGCCUUUAAGGACAGACUUUUAGAAUCCCAAAAUGGCCGCCUCAAUGACCGACUUUGGCACCUACUCACGAUUUCGAGGGCACAAAUCUCUUCGUAAACAAAACCAGCUCACCCGAGCUUCUUAUUUUAAGCUAACUACAAGUGAGCAAGAGCAGAAUAAUAAAAUGCAUUGUUGUUUAAAGCUUGCUUCUUGAGACAUGUGCGUCUGAAGUUUUGAUGCACUGUUGAAACGGGAUUUCAAGACGUUCAUCCUUAAUACCUAGUCAAAAACAUGGCUUUAUGAAACAUGGCUGGAAAAAAUAUGAAAAAAUGUUUGGAGGAAAUUAGAGGGAAGGAGGAAAACAUUUCUGGGGAAAUUUACUGGCGGGAUUCCUGAGGAAACUUCCGAAAGAAUUCUUGAAAAAAAAUCCUGAGGAUCUUGGAAAAUUGCUAGUGGAAUUCGUGGGGAAACUCCCAAAUGGAGCAAUCCUAGGGAAACCAAUGGGACAUUUUUUUUUUUUUUGCGGAAACUCGUGGAGGUAUUCCUGGGAAUAUUCCUCUGAAAGAGUUCCUACUGAAAUUCCUAACGGAAAUUCUGGAUAAAUUCCUACAGUAAUUACUGAAUUUCUGACGAAGUUUCCGGGGAAAUUCCUGAAGGAAAUUCAGGAAAAAUUUCUGGAGGAAUUCUCCGGAAAAUUUAUGAACAAUCCCUGAGAAUUUCCAGGCACAUAAUUUUAAAUAGAUGCAGGGUAAAUAUUCGACACAUUCUCAUG